Molecule: messenger RNA, 2775 nt
Organism: Pseudocercospora fijiensis CIRAD86
Lineage: Eukaryota; Fungi; Ascomycota; Dothideomycetes; Mycosphaerellales; Mycosphaerellaceae
Exons: 1
Coding region: 243-1301 (352 amino acids)
Source: RefSeq, a predicted model, not a curated record
CCCUGCGCCAACCUCCCAUUCGCCGCCGCCGCCGCCGCCGCCAAUAUCCUCCAUCUUCUAUCCUCUUUCCCAAGGCGCACCCUCUAAUACCAAUCGUUACCUUCUACUCUGACACAUAUUACGUCGCUUUUUCUUUCAUUCUUGUCCCACCUGUGACGUCCACACGUCGUCCACAUAUCGCAUCGCUUACAUCAUCCAUUGUGUCGGGAACACAUACUUCAACCGAACCCUAUUCUUUUGCCAUGCCGGUGCAACUACUACCGGCCUCUGCCCAGGCCUUUGCGCCUCGAUCAGGUCCAGAGAUCGUUCUCAACGCCAAGGUUGAGCCGUGGUUGACCCAAACGUUGAAGCGCGUCAACAAAGUCAAGCGUCCUCUCAAUAGCGUUCCACAGCAUCACAGAUGUCUUACCGAGACAUUAGGUGGUUCUCUUGCCAUGUGGACGCUCGCAUCACUCAUGCUUCCAAAGGCCCCCGACUCCGAGCUUCGCAGGGACUCAAAUCCUCUUGUCGAAGCAUUGUUCAAUCAUCAACUCAUUCACAUCGAAGCAUAUGUCGUACAUGUCGAUAUGGUUUCGCAGCAUGAAGUGGCAUUCAAGCUCACACCAGAGACGAUCGAAUGCUUAGUCGAGUACCACAAGGACAUCUACUCAAUCGACGCCUCCGCAAGUACCUGGAGUUGGCCCGAGAAGGAAGCGCAAGUCAAGAAGAUGCACGAGGAAUUCGUUCAGGCCGCGAACAGAUUCGUCUUCGGAACGUCUGUCCGUGCGCUGGAAGGAAUGGAGGAGGACGGUGCCGGCGAGCUGCUCGAAGGUCGAUCCGAAGACGUGAAGAAUGCGAUCAUGAACUUGUUUGUCCCACUUCUUCCACCACCACCGAGGAUCGUCGAUGUCAUUCACCCAGCGCCAAUCAUGCCCAACACAUCGAUGCCAGGCAGCUGGUGGGCACCAGCACCACCUCAGCUUCAGCUUGCAUCGAGUCACCCAGCUCCAGUCGACUCCUGGAAGGUCCUCCCAUCGACGCCUUCGCCAACCGUAACAACAUGCAGUGACAAUCAGUCCAACACAUUCUGGCAUGACAUGUCAAUGAGCAACGUGCAGCUACCCUCCCCAACCCCAUCCUUCAGUCAGCCAUACACAUCGGCACCAUCGCAAUACUACAGCUCACCGCAAAGCAUUGCUCCAGUACCGGUAUCGAGCAGCAUGCCGUACCACUGCGGCUCUGACAUCGGCAUGGCCGGCUUCAACGACUUCGGCUGGAGUUCGCACGGCGCUUUCAGCACCCAGUACGCAACCGCCGUAUGAUGAGCCCAUCCCCAGCGAUGCGCGUAGCUCCACCCCCUCCUCUCCUGUCGUGCGUUUCUUUCUCCGGUGUUCUGGCCAAACCCGGUAGACUCUUUUCCAACCACUCUGGAUCUCCCCCAUUCCUAGGAUUCGAAGACACAAGACCUGAAUUGCGCACAGGUAAUUCUUCCCGACAUACAUGCGACCACGACUUCUAUACAAUAAUGUGAUGCAAUGCCAAAGCGAUACCCCCCGAUGUUGAUCAUCACGCAACAUCUGAUAUCACAACCAAGGAGAACAAGUAACCUCAUCAUAUGGACGGCGUUCUGUUUUGACAUUAGCGAGCGAGCGGACUGUCUUCCCCCUUUUUUUUUUCUUUUUCUGGAUUCUGGAACUUUGUAACGAGGUUGAUGUCUGCAUUGCAUCAUCCCUGGGAGGCAUGCACUGCACAAAAGAGGGUUUAUCAAAGAGGGCCUCACGGUCACAGUUCGCGAAGAUGAAUAUGGGGAACAACUUUUUUUUGACGUUUAUGGGUGGAUGACUUUUGCUUUUUGCAUGCGAGCGAGCGAGCGAGCGAUCUGGAUUUGGAGGCUGGGUAUAGACUACCCAGCGCGAACGCGUACACGCCUUUUACGAUCAUCUGGAAUGACUCACUCAACAACACCUUUCGCUUCUGGAAAAUCUUUUUUAAUGCCCUGCGCGAAAGAGCUGGUAUCAGGAGAAGGUGUUUUACAUGCCAUUUGUCCCCGAAGCCCAUCGUACACUCCGGUCUCGGGCCAUCAUCACCCAGACAGCGGAUACGAUGAGGGGAUGAAGGACAUUUGGCACGGGGCCUCUUUUUCUUUCUGAUUUUCCCAAACUCUUCUUGCGACGGCGAUGGACUUGAUCCUGGUUUUUGAUCAACUGGUUGCGCCAUUCGACCGACGAGGCAAACAACAAACUUUUUUUUUCUCUCUCCAAUUGAGCGCUGGAGCGUUUGAUACUGUCUCCGCCUCGAAUUAAUAUGACUUCUUUCCACACCACACCUACAACGACAACAACCAUCCAUCAUCGCCAUCCUGGACGAACCCCGAGAUUACCUGAGCAUUCAUCACUUGCUCUGCAAACCAUACCUAUACUGUGUAUACGGAUGGGAUUUCCGAAGCUUUGUUUCCGAACGCGAGUCGGGAGGAGGUAGACGCUGCUUCGAGUGGGUUUUUUUUUUCGUUCAAAAGAUGUUUGACGGGUUGGCUUUGGGGUCGCCUUCACUGGCCGUACCCGGUGUUUAUGGAAAAGGUCAGAACAAUAGUGUUUCAUCCUACUAUUUCUCAUCUUGCUGCUGGUCAGGUUGGAGAAAGUCCUGUUGGCGCUUGAUGCGCCGGACAAAAGGAUGCGUUUUCUUCCCGUCCCGUAGAAUUGCGGAGGAAGGAAAUGGCCUGUGGCUAGUUAUAUUGUCAUCGUGGAUUGGAUAUUCUUUCCGUAGUAACAAUGUACAAGGAAGACUUGUGUAUUGGCA